UAUUAUCUUUUUUAUUUUAAAUUGUGAUGUCAGAUAAUCUUUAGGUGAAAUAGAGAAGAAGAAAUUCACCUUAAGAAGGUGAAUAGGACAUUGCUUAAAGAUAAGAAAAUAAAUAUAAUAAAAUUUAAAGGUAUUAAUAAUAUGUAAAAAGAAAUGAUUUAUAAGCAUAUGUAUAAUAGCCAAAAAUUAAACGUAAUAGAGAUGAUUAAAUUGAGGAUCCUUAAGAAGAUGAUGAUGAGAAAUAAUCUGAUAAAUUUGGAGGAUUUGUUUUCACAAAAAGUAAAAGUAUACUAUAACUAUUAUUUAAAUUAGACGAAACAAAAAAGUAGUACAUAUAUGAGCCUAAAAAAUAAUAGCCAGCUUAAUAAUAAAAGAAAGAGUAUUACUAAAAAAAAGAUUAGGCACCCAAAAAAAAGCCCGAAAAGAAAGGUAAUAAGUAAUAGUAAUAAUCUCAAUUAUAGUAUAAAUAUAUUAUAAAAAUUAGAAAGGAAAUAUCAAUAUAACAAUUAGGGGAAUUAGAAAAACUGUAAUAGCAUCUAAUAAACUGUGGGAUUUCAAUAACAAAGAAUUAAGAAAAUUAUGAUUCUGAGUUAGUUUUACCUCCUGAUUUUAAUAAACCAUUAUCAAUUCCAAAUUAGCCAAAAGUAGCACCUCCUCCAGGUUUAGUAGAUAAAGAUAAAUCUUCUGAUUUUGUGGAUAUUUUGAAUUAAUUGUAAGAUAAUGAUUCAGAUGGUUAAAUGAAUUAUGAUCAACAUUUUUAAUCUUCAGUUUUAACUAGAGGAGCAUUUCCUAUUUAGACUUAACAAUAAAAUUAGUUUAAUAAUUAAAAAGUAAUACCUAAUAAUAAUCAAAAUUUUUCAAAUAAUUAAGGAGAUUAAAAAAAUAAAGAAAAAAAGAAGAAAAAUAAAAAGAAGAAACCUAAAAAUAAUAAGAAUUAAUAAGAUUUGGCUCUGAUAAAUAGUUAACCAGAUUUCAUGAAUUAAAAUUCUGCUGAAAUGUUUGAUCCUUUCAAAGUAGCUCCUUUUUCAUUUCCAUAAUAAUAAUAAUAAAUGGGUCGUACUAAUUUACCAGAUCCUUUAAAUAUUUCAGGUCCUACAUUUACAACUCCAUUAGGAUUUCCACCUCCUGGAAUGAUGGGUUUAGGUCCAUAAAUAGCACCAUUUAAUUCAAAACUUUUAGGAGGUCCUUAAUCUUUAGGAUUUCCUCCUGGACCUACUUUAGGAAUGGAACCUUUAGAACCUAAUUUUCCUAUGGGACCUAAUUUAGGAUCUAUGAGAAUGAAUUAAAUGAUGCCUCCUAAAUUUAAUUAAAUUCCUAAUAUGAAUUAAAUGCAUAUGCCUAUGACAAUGACACCUCCUCCUUAAAUUAAAAAGUAAUCUAACAAAAAUAAUAUGAUGAUGUAACCUCCUAAUUAAUUUGAUGGAUAAGUUUUUUGUCCACCUAUGAUGCCUCCACCUAUAGGAAAUCAAUUUCCAGAUUUUCCACCAACAAUGCCUUUAGGUUAAUAAUUCCCUCCUAAUUUAAUGAAUUCUGGACCUAUUAUAGGAAUGCCUCCAAUGAUGUAAUUCGAUGAUGAUUUUGAUCAAAAUUGGAUGCCUAAUGAUGGAAUGAUAUAAAUGCCUACUCCCAUUUAAGUUUUCUCAAAUCAAAAUUUCCCUAAUCUAUCCUAAGUCUAACAUCCUGAUUCAUACAUAUAAGAACCUGAAAAAUUUAUUUAUUAAACUAAAAAAAUUAAUGAUAAUAAAAAUGGAAAUGAUAUUAAUAAUGAUUAAUUCAAUUAAACAAAUUAAAAUACUGAUGGAUAACCAAGAUAAAGAAAGUAAUUAUUCAUCUAUUUAGUUUUAGAAAAUUAAAUUUAAAUUCUAAACCAUUUUAUCCAGUAAAUCCUUGACUG
Paramecium sonneborni is the source of this 1894-nucleotide messenger RNA. NCBI's taxonomy places the organism in Eukaryota, Ciliophora, Oligohymenophorea, Peniculida, Parameciidae. The record is from the annotation of a GenBank genome assembly.